Engraulis encrasicolus (European anchovy) is the source of this 2515-nucleotide messenger RNA. RefSeq names its product myristoylated alanine-rich protein kinase C substrate a (gene marcksa). Gene Ontology annotation, molecular function: calmodulin binding; actin filament binding. Gene Ontology annotation, cellular component: cytoplasm; actin filament bundle; plasma membrane. The transcript has 2 exons. The record is from RefSeq and is a predicted model, not a curated record. Gene Ontology annotation, biological process: central nervous system development; actin filament organization. The coding region runs from base 287 to 1099 and encodes 270 amino acids. Lineage: Eukaryota; Metazoa; Chordata; Actinopteri; Clupeiformes; Engraulidae.
GUGUACUUGGGCGUUGGACUCCGCAUCUUAUUAGCAACAAGGGAAAUUUCUCCAUUUUCCACCCUGUCUAGAGCGACACUGCCACAAAUCUGGGAUUUUUUUAUUACUUGUCUUUACUUGGCAGUUUUUUCUGCGUUUUACCCCAUUUGCUCACUGAGACAGGACUUCGCUUACUCCAAGAGUGAACUUUCCAAAGAGGGGAAUCUGCAAAGAGCGUGCAAAUAAGAAAGGCGUGUGGUCUUUGUUCGUUUUUGGAUCGGUUCAGUUUCUUUGUUGGAGCGAAAGCAUGGGAGCGCAAUUCUCCAAGACCACUGCAAAAUGCGAAACCGCGGCAGAAAAGCCAGGAGAGGCAGCUGCUUCACCUUCCAAGGCUAACGGACAGGAGAACGGCCAUGUGAAAGUGAACGGUGACGCCUCCCCCGCCGCAGCCGAGGGAAACAAGGAGGAGGUGCAGGCCAAUGGCAGUGCCACUGCUGAGGAGGCCCCCAAGCAGGAGGCAGAGAAGGCAGAGGCUGCCGCACCCGCAGAGGGCGAGAAGGCCGCCGAGGGCGAGGAGAAGAGCGCGGAGGCUGCAGCCGACACCCCCGCGGCUGAUGGAGAGGCCAAGGCGGAGGACGGUGCCACCCCCUCCACCAGCACCGAGACGCCCAAGAAGAAGAAGAAGCGCUUCUCCUUCAAGAAGUCCUUCAAGCUGAGCGGCUUCUCCUUCAAGAAGACCAAGAAGGAGACGGGGGAGGGCGAGGAGGCGGCUGCAGCCACUGAGGAGGCUAAGGCCGAGGGAGCCGAGGCCGCGGAGGCCGCCGCCUCAGAGGAGGCCAAGCCCGCCGGAGAGGAGGCCGCUGCCGCCCCAGCAGCGGAGGCAGCUGCCAGCCCCGUGGAGGCCAAGCCAGAGGAGACGGCAGAGAAACCCGCUGCCGAGGAGGCCAAGGCCGCCCCCGCCGCAGAGGAGCCCAAGGCGGAGGAGAAACCAGCUGAGCCUGCAGCAGCGGAGGCCAAGUCUCCAGAAACGGAGGCACCCAAGGCCGAGGAGCCCGCGCCCGCCACACAGGAGCCUGCAGCAGCCUCUAGUCCAGAGGCACCUGCUGAGGCCCAGGAGUAAAGGCCCCCCAGACCAGCAAGCCUUUAGGCCCGAGCGAAAGAGAUAACAAGAAAAUGGAGAAAAAAAGAUAAUCAAAGAACACCUUUUUCCCUGUUUGUAUGUUGGAGUGGUGCCAGUUCCUGGCUCUGGAGAACUUGUCCUACAACCAGGGAUAUUUUAAAGCUUUUUUUUUUCUUUUUGUUUUUGUUUUGUUUUGUUUUUUUCCCCUCUGUCCCCCCCUCCCUACUCCUCCCCUCUCUCCACAAAACCCAUCUCAGCCCUAUUGUUACAACCAUUCCAAAGGGGCACAGAGGUGGGUGGCUUAGAUGAAUAAUACCGAAAAAAGAUUACAUCCACACUUUUGACAUAUAUUUUUUUGCAUCAGUAUUAAAUGUUUUUUUGUUUUGUUUUAGUUUUUUUUGUCUUUGCAUUUUUAUACAAAAAUGUAUACUUUGUCAAAAAUGUAUGGACAUGCCCAUGGUAUGAAGGCAAAUGGGAUCAAGUUUGAGGCAAACAUGAAGGGAGAUGUUUGGGGUUGGGGGGUGUAGGGUGGAGCGGGUGGCUGAAAGGGGGGAAGGAGGAGAUGGGUGGGGGUGGGGAAGGUGGCACCUCAGUGCCCCGGAAGCGGUGCCACAAACAGACUAUGACGUUUUAAAGAGUCUUAAAGGAAAAAGGAGAAAAAAAAACAGACCGAUUUUAAUACAAGAGUACCGCACGGUUUACAACACUAAAGUCAUAUUUACUGAGGGAUAAUGGUAAUAAUAAAACAAAAACAACCAAGAUACAAUUCCCAGACCUAGUUUUUAGAAAGGCCUUUUUAAAAAGAAAAAAAUCAUAGGGAACUUUUCACUUCACUCAUUAGCUGUACCAGUUCAUUGAUUCCGUAGAAACUACAAGUUGUAUAGGCAUUAUUGUUUAUUGCUGGUUUUCUGACCUUAAUAAAGUGUAAGUAUGUAUAGGCGGGGUGUUUUUAACUGUGAUUAUUGUACAAAUGAAAAUCUCUUGAUCUCAAGCACAUGAAGUUUGCAGCUCUUUUUCCACCCUGCUCAUUUUUGUAAGAUAACUAAAAAAAAAGAGAAACAACAAAGUCAUCCUGGAAGACCUUUUAAGCAAUUUUUGAACUCAAACCAAGCUGUGAUAAGUGGAAUGGUAACUGUUUAUACUGUGGUAUGUUUUGAUUACAGCAGGCAAUUCUUUUUCAGUGGUCUUUGACAAAUUUAAGGAAUCUCUAUCAGAUGCAAUGUUGGUGUGGCAUCUUGUCUCUUUCUUUUUCUUUCUUUCUUUUCUUUUGUAAAUACUGGAGAAGCUUUUGACCAAUUUGACUUAGAGACGGAAUGUAACUCUGCUUACAAAAAUUGCUAUUAAACUCCUCUGCUUAAGGUGUUCUAAUUUUCUGUGAGCACACUAAAAGCAAAAAUAAAUGUGAAUAAAAAUUCA